AUGAAGUCUUUCAUUGUGCUAUGUUCUUUGGUGACAUUUGUAACUGCAGUGCCAGUAUAUCAAGGAGAUUUUAUUGAAUCUUCGGCCAAUAAAUUACCAUUAUUUACAAAACGUGAAAGAAAAUCAACUUUUCCUGAUACAACUGAUUUAUCCCUGGAGCAUGGAAUCGAAGAAAGCUCUAUUUACAACGGUCAAAAAGUAAACAAUGGAGCGUCAAGAAAUUUCAAGAAACCUAUAGUUAUAAAGAAAAAGUUUGGCUAUCAUAUUUACCGUGAUUCAGACGAGGAGUUUGCACACUCAGAGCCAGGUGAAAAGUGCAGAGAGAAGGUCAAGUUUAAGCUAUGUGAUCAUGAACCUGUUGUUGGAACAAAGAGUGGUGUAAAAAGUUCCUGUAUGAAUAUGCAGAAGUCCGACCACGAUAUAGAGAGUAGUAUUAGAAUGGCUAAAGAAGCAAUGGAAUAUGUGCAAAGAGAUUUAAAGAAAAUGCAAAUUUUUACACCAAAAAUGGGAAAUACGAAUAUUGAAGACGUAGAAACCAAUAGCGACUUACAUCAUGACAUUGAAGUUGCAAGAGAAGCUUUGGAACAUAUAGAAGACAACUUGGAAUCAAUGGAUUACCAAAUUACGAAAGAAAAAGAUUUAGAACUGCCCAAAACAGUGGAUGAAGAAAGUAUUACUAAGUGGAAAGAGGCAAUCAACAACAUACAAAGAAAUUUUGAGAUAGUUAAGAAUAUAGAAGAUGCCUUUAAAUCUGAUAAUUAUCAUUCUUUACCUGUGACUGACACGAUAAAAAAAGAAAAUUCACGCGAAGCAGAGCUAUUGGAAGAAAACGAAAAAGUUCAUACUCAAUUUAUUAAAGAUAACUCAGAAAAUACCGACGAACUUUAUAUAAACCCGGUUUCACGUGAAGUUUUUGGAAUAUCUGAACACAAAUCUAAGUUAGAUUCCGAAGAAAGUAUUGAAAAAAAUUCAAAUAUGUUUACUUCUCCUACCAAUACCAUGGAUGAAAAUAUGUUACUUCAUAGUGAUAGUUUAAAAAGUGAAAUCGAUUCCAAAAAUGCUAGGUCGGAAGAAUCUAAACUUGAUGCUGAAAACAUUUUUAAAUUUGCCGAUUCUUUACCAUCUCCAAGUGAGGAUUUAGAACAUGAAAAAAUUCCAAGUGAGAGUCCUGAUGGCAAUCAUGAAAAAUCAUCUAAAGAAGCCAUUGAGUUUUGGUCUUCAAAUGAAAGACAAGAACUAGAUUCGGAGCAAAUUAGUAAAUUUAAUUCACAGUGGGGAAUACAAAAAAGUGUUUUACCUGAAAAGGAUAUGAAAUCAAUGGAACUGAAAACAGUAGAGGAAACUUUAGAACAUCGAAUGGAUCCAUCGGAAGCUAUAAAGAGUCAUCACUAUACUGUAGAUAACUAUAAAGCUUAUAAUUUAAAAUCUGAUGAUCAUAUUAAUUCUGAAAAUUUAGAGAAAUUUGAGGACAAUCUUAUGGCUAAAUCAUCAGUUAUUGAAGCAUCAGAAAAGGAAAAAGAUGUUUUGAAAAUUCCUGAGCAAGGUGAUUUAGAAACGGAGAAAAAUGACAAAAAGUCUCAAGAUUUUAAGGAAGCAAUGUUGACCAGUAAUGAAUUCUUGGAAAAAUCUGCACACCUAGAUAAUGAUCAUUUAGCGGCAGCUAAAGAAGAAAUGGAGUUGCCUACUUCGUUGAAGGAAAAGCAAGUACUAACCAGCAAUGAAGGACGUAUACAUAAUAACGAAAAAUUAACACAAAUGAAACUCGUUAGACAAGAAGAAAAGGAAGAACUUGAUAAAAAUAAUGGUGAAAACUUCUUAAUUCAACACAAAAAUGUGCCUGAAGUAUAUGACAGGACUAGUAAUUUCGAAUAUGGACAAUCCAUGUUACAUUUGGAUCAAGAUAAGAUAUUAUUAAAUCAACCUGAACUGACACUAAGCAGUUUAGAACACAAAGACUCUGAUCAAAUGCGUAUAUCUACAUCUGAAAGUGAUGAUGCACUUCCAAAUCCUCUAAAAGUCAUUCCAGCAAUUCAUAGUAUUGAUAAUGACCAUUCAGCAACACAAUUAAAAAGUAUGACAGAAACAGAAAACUCAUAUUAUGUUUCCGAUCCUAUUAAUCGACUUAUGCAGAAUAUGGAAACCCCCGAGACAUCAUUACACACAUUGGACUCUAAGGAAGUAUCUGAAAAAGAAGAUGAAAUAUUUGAACAAAUGAAGGCUGUUCCCGAAAUGCAUAACGAGGAAAUGGUAUCACAGAAGAAAUCUGAAACUGAUGAAAACAUCUUGAACGCUGAAACAAAAUUAAGGACACAAAAUCAGGAUGACGGAUAUGAUAAUUAUGCUAAUAUUAUAAAAACUAUGAGUGAUAACUACCCUGAGGAAUCACAUAUGUUAAAAUCUGUGUCAGAUCAAAUGAUAUCAAUCCCAUCUGAUGAUAUUGAAAUGUCAAACAAUCAACAUUAUCUAAAAGAAAAUGAAGAUAAUAUGAGAAUAUCGGAAAAUCAAAAUGAGAAAUUACACAGUGAUGGAAAUAUGGAAGUAAACGACCGUCAUUCAAUAAGUUCUAAUAUUAAAAAUCAGUUCGAGGACGUUAAUGGUUUUACAAAUUUAUCCGAUAAUGACAAAAUGAGGCUGUCACAAGAUCAAGAUCGGAAAUUAGAUUUAAAUGGAAAACAGGAAACGCAUAACCAGAUGAAUUCAGAAGACAAAAAUCAGCUUGCAGAUUAUAAUACUUUACAAAUGUCUAAAUCUGCAUCCGAUUUACAUGACGAGGAAAUAAUGUCAAUGCCGUCAGAUGAAGCUAAACUGACUGAAGAAAAUUCUGCCUUUAUCCACGAGGAAAAUAUGAGAUUAUCACAAAAUCAAAAUGACAAAUUACGAAUUGACGAAAAUCAUAGUUUCCCUGUGGAUCUUACUUCAGAAUCAGAAAAAGAAAAUCAGCUGGGAGAUCCCGCUGGCACUGAUUCGUUUUCAUUGUUACCAAAAUCUGUCCCGGAACUUGAUGUUGAUAAAACUAUAUUCAAGACAUCGGAGGAAACAAAAGAUAUUACCAAACAACAUACCAUAAUGAACGAAGAGGAUAGCAUGAGGUGGUCAGAAAGUCAAAAUGACCUAUUAAAGUUAAAUGACAACCAGUACAUUCAAGAUCUUUCCCCUAUAAGCUCAGAAAAAAAAGAGGCCAUUGAAGAAGACAAUACCUUAAACUUACCCAAAUCGGUAUCUGAAAUUCAUUCUGAUAAAACGGUGCUCAUGCCAUCUAAUAAGGUUGAAACGAUUAACGAAGAUGAUUCCUUAAAAUUGACAAAAGAAGAAGAACACUUGAGGCAAUCUGAAAUCCGAGACGUAAAAUUUAAUGAAAACCACGACUUUCAUGUUCCUGAAGCAGAUAUAGAGAGUCAGCAACAAGAUCAUAUUUCGCAGCUAAUGAAAUCUGCUCCCGAAAUUCAAGUUGAUAAAACUAUAUCAACAAAAACCGGAAAUACAGAAGAAAAAAUAGAUCACUUGCUAAAAGAAGAUGAAAAUAAUAUGAGGUUUUCACAGAACAAAAAUGAGAAAUUACAUAUGAAUGAAAACAACGAAUUUAAAGAUCAUAUUACUAUGAGUUUAGAAAAACGUUCUGAAGAUCAAAAUGCUCCACAGUUACUGAAAUCUGCUCACGAGUUUAACACCGAUGACAUGGUACCGUCACCAUCAGAUAAAAUUGAAGAAGUCGUCGAACAACAAUCUUUACAAAAACCAGAAAAUAUGAGAAUCUCAGAGAGUCAAAAUAACAAAAUAGAUAUUGAUAAAAAUCAUGACACUCAUGUCCCUUUGCCCAUAAGUUUAGAUAUCGAUGAACAGAUAAAAGAUCAAAAUUCACAUAUAGCGAAAUCGGUUCUUGAUUUUCAUGUUUCGGAAGGAGCCUUGAAUCCGCCAGAUGAGAUUGAAGAAACUAAUGAACAACAUUUAAAACAGAAAGAGGGUAGCAUGCGAUUUUCGGAAAAUAUAAAUGACGAACUAAAACCAAACGAACACCAGGAGAAUCACCACCACGAUUCGACGAUAUUGGAUACUGAAAACCAUUUUGAAGAUAGCAAUACCCAACUAUUACAAUUACCGAAAUCUGUACCAGAACUUCCUAUUGAUGACAUUGUUUCAUUAAACAAAGUUGAAAUGACAAAAGAACAAAAUUCUUUAAAACAAAACAAUGACAACAUGAAGUUUGCCGAAAAACAGAAUGAUAGAAUUACAUUAAAUGAAAAUCACGAACUUCAUGAUUCUCUUUUAAACGAUCUAGAAAACAAAGAAAAUCUUAAUCACCACAUUUCACAGCAAUCAAAAUCUGUGCCUGAUGCUCAGGUAAAUCAAAUGAUGCAAUUGCAAACAGAUAAAGACCAAAUAACUGAUGAUCGACAACCAUUAAAAAGCCAUGAAUCUGUAGUGAGACUGUCAGAAAAAGAAAAUAGCAAAAUAGAAAUUAAUGAAGAGCAGGAUAUAGCAAAACCUCUAAAGACUAAUUUGGAUAGCGAUACCAUAACUGAAGAUCAUACAAUGCAUUUAUUGAAAUCUGUUCCUGAAACACAGGGUGAUAAAGCGAUGUCAAUGACAUCGGAACAACUUUUUGUUACAAAAACCCAGGAAGCCUUGCCUGAAGAAUUAGAGAAAAAAAUGUCUGGAAAUGAAAAUCAAAUAAUAAAAUUCAAUGAGAGUCCAGAAACACACAUAAAGUUAAGUCCAGAUAAUAUUUCUGACAAACAUAAGUUUCAGGUUAAAUCUAUUGCAGAAUUACAUAAUAAUGACAUGAUGUCUAUGCCAACGAACAAUGUUGAGAAUGCAAACAUAAGAUUGUCACAUAACCAAUAUGAUGAACAAAGAUGGAAUUUAAAUAAUCAUGCUACACCUGUAGACACAGUACAGACCUUUAAAUCUUUGAAUGAAUUUGACAGUAAAGAGAUACAGACAAUGAAAUUUGAUAAAGUUCAAUCUCAUAAUGAAGACUUUCAUUUCAAGAAUCAAGAGUUCAUGAGAUUUCCACACAAUCAAAAUGAAAAAGGAUUUUUGAAUAUGAAUGAUCCUAGAAUGAAUUUGGGUUUAAAUAGUGGAACGUGGAGUAGAACUAACAAUGCGGAAUAUCCUAUGGAUGCUCAGACUUACUUUUCUUUAACAAAAGAUCAACUAUCACAUGAAACUAACAGUCCAAAUUCGCAAGUGCCAAGAGAAAAGCAAGGAUCAAAUUUAAAUACAUACAAAUCUAUACCCGAAUAUAGAAUAGUUCCUUCAAUGAAUACAUUUGAAUUUAAUGAAAGACAAAAGGCACUUAAUGAACAUAUGAAUAUGAGAAUUAAUCAAGAAAAUUUGGGUUCUGAGCACUUAGAGCAUCAGCAUUUUCAUAAUUCCUAUGCAAUGCCUUGGAACUCUGAAAAGCAAUUUCAAGAUGAUUUCCAAAAAACAUAUAAGUCUCCCUCAGACAUCGUUAGUUCCAAAAACAGUGAGUAUGACGGUGAACCGAUUAUUCCCGACGAGGUCGCUAAUAUGAGAAAUAUUCAAGAUUAUGAAACAAGACAACUUGUUGAUAAUCAUAACUUGGACGAUACACAAGCAAUGCGAUGGGCCCAAUCAAAACAACAUAAUAAUCAUUUCUCAAAUUUUUAUAAAACAACACCAGAAAUUCAUGACGAGUAUGACUUCAACCCACACUUUAGAAACCAUUUCCAUAGAGUAGCACACAAACAGGAAUUCGGUAAUGUAGAUACACACGGCCACGAUUAUCCGUCUAUGAGAUCGAGAUUACAUGAUCAUAUGCUCAUGUAUCACCAAGGAAAGCCAUCUGAUAUUGAUAGCUCAAUUGAAACAAGCAUGCGUAUGAAUAUGAGGGAACCUUUCACUAAGUCCGUUAAAGAUUUCGGUUUUCAUCAUCAAUAUUUUAGCCAUCCUUCUGGAGCAGCAAGAUUUGGAACUGCAUUACCUUUAUCCGGUGCAGGAACAGGUGCUGUGGGAGUUUUCCCAACAGCUAAUUCAGGAGGUUGCGGCAUACCCUUGCUGUUAAGCUGUUCACCUUCCGUGGUUUCUGGGAGCUUAGCAAAGUCGCACAUCACUGGCUCAGGGUUUAAGUCUCAAGAUGAAAAUGGAAUGUAUUAUACAAACAUGAAGAGAGAAGCAAUGAAUAUCGAUGAUGUACCAGUUAUGAAAAUUCAAAAAUCACACAACCACAACCAGGUUCCUAUCCAUGUACAUGAAUAA
This is a messenger RNA of Danaus chrysippus (African queen), 6219 nucleotides long. NCBI's taxonomy places the organism in Eukaryota, Metazoa, Arthropoda, Insecta, Lepidoptera, Nymphalidae. The record is from the annotation of a GenBank genome assembly.